CCACUGCCUUCCCCAUUUCUCCUGCUCCCUCAUCCCUCUACCCCCUCCUCGUCCUCCCCACACGCUCCCUGAUGCCUCCCCCCCAGCCCCUCCCCCCAGGCUUUGUGUCGCACCUCGCACCCCAUUGCCCAUGCGCUCACUUCCGCGCUCCGCCCCCUCCCCCCGCCAACAUCGUCGCCCAGGGUAACGGCUUUGGGUGGGAAGGGGGCUGCGAACAACCGCCGCAGCAGAGCGGCCUGUGCGGCUCCAUCUCUCCGCGCCCCGGGACCGAAAGUUUUAAAGGGUAGAAGCUUGGGGCACUGGGAUCUUGAUGAAUUCCUCCAAGAAGAGUGAACUAGAUUUAGAAAAAAGCAUUACCAGUAAGAAAGCAGAAGAAAGCAAGUGGCAAUGUAUCUACCCAAAUGAGAGGAGAGAGAGGAAUCACGUUUAUACUCUUCUUGACAUCAGCAAGAAUGUAUUUGAACAAGAUGAAAGGUCCUUGGAAUAUGUCAUCAGGACAGGAUGGGAAGAAGCUGUGCAAGGCUGGGGUAAAGCUGCUCCUUUUGCCUGCCUUCAGUUGCAAAAGCAAGCCAAGAAAUCAAGGGCAAAUGAAACCAUCAACAGUUGCCUGUUUUGCUUAGAUAUGAGACAAAAUAAUGACAAAAGUGCGAGCCAAGAAACCAAGACUACAAGAGAUCAAUCAAAAUCUGAUUGCAAAUUAAGCACAUGUGCUAUAGAUGAUACCAUUUCAGAAGAGAAAGAAGUUCCAGUCCAUUCCAGUGAGUCUUCCAAUUGUUCUACAACAGAUGGAACUAAGAGAGAAAGUUGUAAUGGCAAGUUAUGCUCUAUUCAGACAUUUCAAGGUGAAAAGAAAAGUUUGCCAGCAAAGGAAUACAGCAUAUGGCAACCAGAAAAAAUGAAAAACCCAGAAGCCCUAAAAAAUAAAGCUGUAAAGACCCCUGAGCCUACUAUGCCUGCUCCAGAUAGCUCUGAAUCUUCAAACUUAAAGUCUUGGUUGGUAUUGCCACCAGUGAAAGAUGCAACACCAAAAGAUAGCGCAGAUCUUCCUUUUAAGAAGAGUAUAGUAGCUAUCUCCCAGGCAAAUCAGAAAACACUCAAUGCUACUUCAGAUGAGACUGCUUCUGGUAGUAAGGGUACUAAAACAAUAGAACAGAAGAUGGGGAAAGAAGCUGACUGUAUCAUUCAUGAUACAGUGAAGGAGAAACAAAUUCACGAACCAUCAUCCUUUAUUUCAAGGCUUCCAAAAGCAUUCCUGCAAGGAGGCCCUGAGCAGUUACAUUGGCCCUGUGCUCUUUGGCCAAAUAGAAAAAUUACAACCACUUCUAAUUUUGUUUCUUUGAGAAAGAACAGUCAUCUUGCUAACAUGCAGUUUCUGCAUACAAAAGGAAUACAGUACACAAAACAUGAUGAGAUCAGAGGUCCUUUCACCAACAGUAUUAAAAACAGAAGUCUCUCAGAGGCCAAGCAAGGAAAUGAAUCAAAAACACAGGCGGUGCCACUCCUUCCUGGACUAUUCCCUUCCUUAACGGUCAGCCAUGUUGCAAUAACCACAAUGUCUUCUAGACUGACCUAACAUUUUUAUACUGUAACUUCAUGUCAUUUUCUUCUAUUUGUUUGAACUCAUUAUAUGAUGAGAAAAGGAUUGAAUAUACAUUGUACUUGUGCUCCUGUGAGCAGACUUGCCAUUUGUUAAUUUCUGUAGGUGCUACUUAUAUGUAUCAGUUUAUACUACUAUGCAUUCCUUCCAAAUAAUUUAAUUUCCGGUUUAUAGAUUAACUAUCUCUGUCUAUGGUAUACAGUAUGCUAAUUCCUCAUUGUCCCAUACUAAUUUAUUUAAGGUUCUACUGGAACUAAGUGCAUUCACCUCAUUCAGGUGCAGCCCUCGUGAACAAUUAGACUGUGGGGCAAGCUGGGGUGUGAAUCUAUCCCAUACCAGUCUGCCCUGCUCUAACUAUUCAUGUACACCGUGCUGCUGUAUGUUAAGUUUGUUAGAGUGCUUUGGGUUAGUCCUCCUUAGCUCAAAGCACUUUAACAACCAUUAAUGCACACAGACAGGUAAGAGAAUGACAGGCUAGCAUAGGGUAGAUUCACAUCCUGGCUUGCCCCUGUCUAAUUCUUCAUGCAGACAAGGCCUAAGUAUGGUCAUAGGGUACUUGGCUCAACAGUGCAUUUUAGCACAAUCUUGAGAUCAUCCCUAUGCAGCAUGCCAUUUAAGAAUGUUCUUUAUUUUAAGGAUGUGCUUCAGUUUCACUGAGAUCCAUUGGGCUGAAUAUUUGCUUAGAUGCUUUGCACAACUGGGACUUAAAAGAGCAGCAGAACUAGUCAAGUAGCCACAGGUGGCA
Molecule: messenger RNA, 2342 nt
Organism: Gopherus flavomarginatus (Mexican gopher tortoise)
Lineage: Eukaryota; Metazoa; Chordata; Testudines; Testudinidae
Gene: C14H16orf46
Product: chromosome 14 C16orf46 homolog
Exons: 3
Coding region: 311-1573 (420 amino acids)
Source: RefSeq, a predicted model, not a curated record